AUGUUCAACCUUGAAAAGCUGAUGGCUCCAGCAGCAGCUGAAGAUGGGAUCCCAGAGAUUCCUGAACUUAAAGAAACUGUUAACAAGAUGCGGGAAUACCGAGAUAAUAUGGAAGACAGGUUAGGAUCGUACUCAUACGCACUGCACCCAUGGCAAGAUCGUGACCAUGGCUGGGAAUCACAACUACGAGUCUUUCAUUUCGACGACGGAAACGUCAGAUCCGAAUCUCCUCGUCUGGACCGUCGUAACGACCCUCAGCAGCUUUGGUUGGAUAUUGAACAGGCACUCGAGAAAAAGCCCUCUGAAAACCCUCCGCGAAGUUUGAUACUCAUGGAAGGCAUGGACGCCAGGAUAGCUGAGGCUCUGAGUGUCAAACUUGGCAUCCCUCAUGAGUUUUGGACAGCCCACUAUCUCACAGAAACACAGCUCAGGCUCAUUAACCCGUCAGGCUUUGACUCCACGGACUCUACGUACUGGAAGAUCAAGGCUCCGUCGCAACUUUCAGUUAUAUGGAAUGAGAUGCCCGAUGAAUUUGGAAACUGGUGCUUUAGCCCUUACAGUGGAAGCUGUCCUCGAGGCAGUGAGUUUGUGCUGAACUCGGAGACUACGCUCGUUGACACGACGCUUUGUAUUUCAUUUUGGGGGAAAUACACCCCAGAUGGGUGGAUAGCGCUCGUUUUAAUGGACGUGCCCAACGGUUGCCUGCUUCCGGAAGAUGAACCAAAUCCUGUAAUACCAAGUCCAUACGGUCUAGAAAAGGUUGACGAGAGUCAAAUCGCGAUAUCAGAAUCGAACUGUUACGUGAUAUCGGAGUCAAAGAGUUCAAUUAACCGACAUAUUUACCCACAUCAACUCUCACUAUGGGACGUGGCCGUCCAGGCAUACGAAAAUGAGAAGAUUAUCACCACUGAUGAUCCUUUCUCAGCGACUAUCAUCAUUCGCAACUUCGUCUUCUGGAAAUGGGAAGACCAAAUCACCGCUAAUUGGGAUCUCAACCAGACGUUAUGGACAUCUUCACUGGUAGAAACACAAAAGGCACUGGACAUCAAGAGCCCCAAUCUUUUGAUUGAGCGAAGUCGAACAAUUGCUGCCGAUUACCAGAAACUCCGACACUCGCGUCAACUUUUGCAACAAGCGGCAGUACUAGUCCGGCGGAUUCAUGAGGCAUUUCGUUGUGAUGAUACUCAUUACUUAGCCUCGCAGACCAUUGAGAGGCUGAGGAUCCAAAUAUCACAAGAGUCACGACGCUGGAGCCAUCUUCAAGAUCACAUGAAGGUUCUGGACGAGCUUAUCUCUGGCAACAUGACCAUGUACGCCCAACGAGCAGCAAUGGACGAAGCAUUCGCAACCAGGAUUCAAGCAUACGAUUCCUACACGCAGACAAAAGCUGCCAACGAGCAAGCAGCCGCUGCUAACCGUACAGCUCGAAGCUCUGGCCAGCUCGCAAAAAUCGCGACAGUUGCUGUGCCUUGCACCGUUGCGGCGUCUAUCUUGUCUAUGAACGGUGACUUUGCAGCUGGUGAACCUCUUUUUUAUGUUUAUUGGUGUGUUGCUAUGCCACUUACCAUUGUCUUGUUAGGUUGGGUUGUGCAGAAGGAUGUUCGGGCUUGGAGAGAUAAGCUGGUCAAGAAGGCGAAAAGUGAGAAGGGCGAGAAGGAUGUUGAGAGUAGCAGAAACAGUGGUUACUACUCUGACUGAAAGCAUGUUUAGUUGCAGGAUUGGAACAUUGUACUAUAGUGCACGAUUUGAUUUAGCGCUCACAUUCGAUCUGAUAGCGAUAGCAAAGAGUUAUUGAGCAUAGGCCAGG
Messenger RNA from Fusarium oxysporum Fo47, 1807 nucleotides. RefSeq lists its product as uncharacterized. The record is from RefSeq and is a predicted model, not a curated record. The transcript has 3 exons. Lineage: Eukaryota; Fungi; Ascomycota; Sordariomycetes; Hypocreales; Nectriaceae. Bases 1 to 1698 code for a protein of 565 amino acids.